AUGGCUUCUGAAUCAUCCCUUUGGGUAGUUCGAAACACCUCGGAUUAUCUUGAUCUUUACGACACAUAUGGGUGGGACAACAAAAAGUACUUCACGAUGAUGCUACAUCAUGGAGGAAAUUUCGAAUACUACCCAAAUCGCGAUUACGAUGGAGGCAAGAUUGACUAUAUAGACUUCAUCGAGGUUGAAACUUUCUCCCCAAAGGUAUUUCAAAGCAUCUUAACUUCUUUUGGUUAUGAUGUUGAGAAACAUAUGCAUACUCUCUAG
Messenger RNA from Lactuca saligna, 267 nucleotides. The record is from the annotation of a GenBank genome assembly. Lineage: Eukaryota; Viridiplantae; Streptophyta; Magnoliopsida; Asterales; Asteraceae.